Messenger RNA from Abrus precatorius (Indian licorice), 4634 nucleotides. RefSeq names its product phytochrome A-like. Gene Ontology annotation, cellular component: nucleus. Bases 1067 to 4456 code for a protein of 1129 amino acids. The transcript is spliced from 5 exons. Lineage: Eukaryota; Viridiplantae; Streptophyta; Magnoliopsida; Fabales; Fabaceae. Gene Ontology annotation, molecular function: phosphorelay sensor kinase activity; protein homodimerization activity; photoreceptor activity. The record is from RefSeq and is a predicted model, not a curated record. Gene Ontology annotation, biological process: regulation of DNA-templated transcription; red, far-red light phototransduction; protein-tetrapyrrole linkage.
GCUUUGAGGGGUGCACGUGACACCCAUUACUCAUUUUGUUGUUGCUAUUCGCUAUGCCUUCUCUUCUACACAAAGCCAUGGGAUGAGGCUGCUAUCCAAUGAAAAAAAAAAUGAGUGACCCAGAUAAAAAUAAAAGUUUCCUUCUUUUGGUGGAUGCUCUCUUUAUUACCAUAAAGGUUUUCUUGUUCCUAUUUGUUUAUUGUUAUCAAUCGUGAAUCUUUUUCAACCAUUAGAAAGAGUAUUAUUUUUAUAUUUUCCAUAUUAAAUCCAAACACCCCACAUCAUAUUUGGUGUUAGUGUGCUAAUACAACUUAAUUAGAAAAUUGGACAAUACCGUUCGGGUAUUUUCUUCUUUUAAAUUUGUUCCCAACAAUCAAUCCAAAAAGGAAAGUCAGAGUUGAAGGUGAUGAUGCAGAGAGGGAUCAGAGUAGUAAUGUUAAUAAAAAAGCCGCAGGUUGCUAUUUAUGGAUACAAUCAUCAUCACCUGUCCCUCUUCUGUAUGUUUUCUAUAAAAGGAGUAAUGAUAUAAUAUAAUAUAAUUAUAAUUUAAUGAUUGAAGAAUAGUAUAUAACUAUAAAGUAAAAGAGCGAGAGAGAGAGAGAGAGAGAGAGAGAGAGAGAGAGAGUAGUAUUAAUAAUAUUAUUGUGGCAUGGCAGUGUCUUAGUUGUAAGUUCUAACUGCUGAGUUAUGUCUGAGUCUUGAGCUUGGAGGGGUUCCCACUUUCCACUUAGCUGUGUCUUCACUCUUCAAUUCAAAGGUCGGUGAUUAAGAUUUUCUGCUUCAUCACAACCUGAUAUAUAUAUAUAUAUAUAUAGAUGCUGCUGUAACAGUAAGUAGCUAGUUGGGAUUAUUAUUCCCUAGCUGCUUCUGCUUCUGCUUCUACUCAAACCUUUUCUCUACUCAUUGGUUGGAAUCGGAAUUUUUCUUGCAAGUGAGUAAGGAUGAUGUCAUUUGACUAAAAGUCUAUAGUAGAUUUGCACCAGUGGUAGAAUAGAUUCCGUUCUUCCUUGAAAGAGAUUAACUUAGUAAUCUUAUUCUUAAGAUUCCAAGUGCAGUUGAAGUGACAAUGUCCUCCUCAAGGCGUAGCCAAUCAUCCAGCAACAAUUCAGGCAGAUCAUCAAGACACAAUGCUAGGAUAAUUGCUCAAACCACUGUAGAUGCAAAACUCCAUGCAACUUUUGAGGAGUCUGGUAGUUCUUUUGACUACUCCAACUCAGUGAGGUUUUCUCCUGGCUCAGGCACAGCUAGUGGAGAACAUCAAUCAAUGUCUGAUAGAGUAACAACUGCAUAUCUCCAUCAGUUUCAGAAAAGCAAGCUUAUUCAACCUUUUGGGUGCUUGCUAGCUUUAGAUGAGAAAACAUGCAAAGUCAUUGCAUACAGUGAGAAUGCACCUGAAAUGCUGACUAUGGUUAGUCAUGCUGUUCCCAGUGUUGGUGAUCACCCUGCUCUUGGCAUUGGUACUGACGUAAGAACAAUUUUCACUGCCCCAAGUGCUUCUGCAUUUCAGAAGGCACUAGGAUUUGGAGAGGUUUCACUUCUUAACCCAAUUCUAGUUCAUUGCAAAACCUCCGGGAAGCCCUUUUAUGCAAUUAUCCAUCGUGUUACCGGUGGCUUGAUCAUUGAUUUUGAGCCAGUCAAGCCUCAUGAAGUUCCCAUGACUGCAGCAGGUGCCUUGCAGUCCUACAAGCUUGCAGCAAAAGCAAUAACCAGGUUGCAAUCUUUGCCUAGUGGGAGCAUGGAAACACUAUGUGACACAACGGUUCAAGAAGUGUUUGAACUCACAGGUUAUGACAGGGUGAUGGCUUAUAAGUUUCAUGAGGAUGAUCAUGGAGAAGUGAUUGCAGAGGUAAAAAAGCCAGGCCUAGAGCCGUAUCUGGGUUUGCACUAUCCAGCCACUGAUAUUCCUCAGGCUACACGCUUUUUGUUUAUGAAGAACAAGGUUCGUAUGAUAGUUGAUUGUCGUGCAAAGCAUGUGAAAGUCCUUCAAGACAAAAACAUUCCAUUUGAUUUAACUUUGUGUGGAUCCACCUUAAGGGCUCCUCAUAGUUGCCAUUUGCAAUACAUGGAGAACAUGAAUUCUAGUGCUUCCUUGGUUAUGGCAGUUGUAGUCAAUGACAAUGAUGAAGAUGGAGAUAGCUCUGAUGCUGUUCAGCCACAAAAGAGAAAGAGGCUUUGGGGUCUAGUAGUUUGCCAUCACACUACUCCCAGGUUUGUUCCUUUUCCUCUUAGGUAUGCUUGUGAAUUCUUGGCUCAAGUAUUUGCCAUCCAUGUGAACAAAGAACUAGAAAUAGAGUAUCAGAUUGUUGAGAAGAAUAUCCUGCGCACUCAAACACUCUUGUGUGAUAUGUUGAUGCGAGAUGCACCCCUUGGCAUUGUAUCACAAAGGCCUAAUAUAAUGGAUCUUGUGAAAUGUGAUGGAGCAGCCCUGUUGUAUAAGAACAAGGUAUGGAAAUUAGGGGUAACGCCAAGCGAAUCACAGAUUCGAGAGAUAGCUUUAUGGCUCUCUGAGUGCCAUAGGGAUUCCACAGGUUUGAGUACAGAUAGCUUGUCAGAUGCAGGGUUCCCAGGGGCUGCUGCUCUUGGUGAUAUUGUAUGUGGAAUGGCAGCUGUGAGAAUUGCAACCAAAGACAUGGUUUUCUGGUUUCGGUCUCACACUGCUGCUGAAAUCAGAUGGGGUGGUGCAAAGCAUGAACCUGGUGAUAGGGAUGAUGGUAGGAGGAUGCACCCAAGAUCAUCCUUCAAGGCUUUCCUUGAAGUUGUUAAGACAAGGAGCUUACCGUGGAAGGACUAUGAAAUGGAUGCUAUCCACUCAUUGCAGCUAAUACUGAGAAAUGCAUUCAAAGAUACCGAGAGUAUGGAUAUAAGCACGUAUGCUAUCAAUACAAGACUAAACGAUUUGAAGAUUGAAGGGAUGCAAGAACUGGAAGCAGUGACAAGUGAGAUGGUAAGGUUGAUUGAAACAGCAACGGUGCCAAUUUUGGCUGUUGAUGUUCAUGGUAUGGUCAAUGGAUGGAAUACAAAAAUUGCUGAGUUGACAGGUCUUCCAGUUGAAGAAGCUAUUGGGAAGCAUUUACUCACACUUGUUGAAGAUUUUUCAGUAGAUAGAGUCAAGAAGAUGUUGGACAUGGCACUGCAAGGUGAAGAAGAGAAGAAUGUUCAAUUUGAGAUCAGAACACAUGAUUUGAAGAUUGAUUCUGGUCCUAUCAGCUUGGUAGUUAAUGCUUGUGCAAGCAGGGAUCUUCAAGAUAAUGUUGUGGGGGUUUGUUUUGUAGCCCAAGAUAUAACUGCUCAGAAGACAGUGAUGGAUAAAUUCACCCGAAUUGAAGGCGACUACAAGGCGAUUGUACAGAACCGAAACCCAUUGAUCCCGCCAAUAUUUGGCACAGAUGAAUUUGGCUGGUGCUGUGAAUGGAAUUCUGCUAUGACAAAGUUAACUGGAUGGAAGAGAGAGGAGGUGAUGGAUAAAAUGCUCUUAGGAGAGGUUUUUGGGACUCAGAUAGCAUGUUGUCGUCUAAGGAAUCAAGAAGCUGUUGUUAAUUUUAGCAUUGUACUUAAUAAAGCCAUGACUGGUUUGGAAACUGAGAAGGUUCCUUUUGGUUUCUUUACUCGUAAGGGGAAGUAUGUAGAAUGCUUGCUAUCUGUGAGUAAGAAAUUGGAUGGAGAAGGUGUAGUUACUGGGGUCUUUUGCUUCUUGCAACUAGCUAGUCCUGAGCUGCAACAAGCAUUGCAUAUUCAGCACUUAUCUGAACAAACUGCCUUGAAGAGACUGAAAGCUUUGACUUACCUGAAAAGGCAAAUCCGGAAUCCUUUAUGUGGGAUUGUGUUCUCCAGGAAAUUGUUAGAGGGUACUGAGUUGGGAACUGAACAAAAACAACUUCUGCAAACUGGCACUCGGUGCCAACGCCAACUUAGCAAAAUUCUGGAUGACUCUGAUCUUGACAGCAUUAUUGAUGGAUACUUGGAUUUGGAGAUGGUAGAAUUUACUCUGCAUGAAGUUUUGGUUGCCUCCCUAAGUCAAGUCAUGACAAAGAGUAAUGCAAAGGGUAUCAGAGUAGUCAAUGAUGUUGAAGAACAGAUCACAACAGAAACCUUACAUGGUGAUAGUCUUCGGCUUCAGCAGAUCCUAGCCGACUUUUUAUCGAUUUCCAUCAAUUUCACCCCAACUGGAGGUCAAGUUGUUGUAGCAGCCUCAUUAACCAAAGAUCAGUUAGGGAAACUAGUCCAUCUUGCUAAUUUGGAGCUAAGCAUAACACAUUAUGGUAUCGGAGUUCCAGAAGCAUUGCUGAACCAAAUGUUUGGACGUGAUGGACAUGAAUCUGAAGAGGGUAUUAGCCUUCUGAUCAGCAGAAAGCUGCUAAAGCUAAUGAAUGGAGAUGUACGUUAUAUAAGGGAAGCAGGCAAAUCAUCUUUCAUCUUAUCUGUUGAACUUGCUGCAGCCCAUAAAUUGAGGGCUUAAAAUUUUGGAAAAUAAAAUGAAACCAUCUAUUUUGUACAUCAGAAAUUGAAGGGAGCAAGAAAUUUGCAUUCCUUCUCAAUAUUUAACUCUUUUUGUUUUCAUGGGAACAUUUGUGUAACUUGUAAGGUGGUGUAGAUAUGUAUUAUUAUUCACUAUGUCUUCACUUGUUCCCAUUUAC